This is a messenger RNA of Cryptomeria japonica (Japanese cedar), 339 nucleotides long. RefSeq lists its product as uncharacterized. Lineage: Eukaryota; Viridiplantae; Streptophyta; Pinopsida; Cupressales; Cupressaceae. Gene Ontology annotation, molecular function: RNA-DNA hybrid ribonuclease activity; nucleic acid binding. The transcript has a single exon. The coding region runs from base 1 to 339 and encodes 112 amino acids. The record is from RefSeq and is a predicted model, not a curated record.
AUGUGCAACAGAUGUCGACAUCCUACUCCAAAGGUAAAUAGGGAGGGAAGAUGUUCUCCUCCACCUCAGGGAGUCCUAAAAAUUAACACAGAUGACUCUUCUCGUGGAAACCUUGGUCAUGCUGGAAUUGGAGGUGUGGGUCGGGAUAGUUUUGGAGAUUUUCAGUUUAUCUUUUCUGUUUAUAUGGGUCUUCAUACUAAUAAUUUAAUGGAGGCUCAGGCUAUUUUGUUAGCUCUGGAGCGCACAAGUAAAUUGGGGUGGCGCAUGAUCAUAUGUGAGUCUGAUUCCCAAGUUGUGGUCAACUUGUUGAAUAGGCGACAUUUAGAUGGUGUUAGUUAG